AAUCAGAGUCUCAUGCAUGAGGGAAACAUUUUUUUAUUAUCAAUUUUUUAUCAUUCUGUCUGGAAACAAAGUCAUGUUUACAAGGUACAAAGUUGUGCUUUGAGGAAAAACUAGUCUCUGGAUUUUCCAGCUCAAUGACAUGAAAUCUUUGAAUGAGUUUGUUUGACACACAUAUCAAUUAAACUUGUACAUUCUGCUUUAUUUAAAAUCAAAUAAUCAGGACUUGGAUACAGACAGAAAGUUUGAUCAUCUCUACACAUGCUGUUUUGGGGGGGAUUUUUCUGUACAACCAUUUUGUGAAGACGGUCACACCGUUAUUGAUUUUUUCCUCAUGGCAGUCUGUUAUUGUGCUCUAAUCUGUUUCAGAUAAACCCGCCUCUGAACAGCACAUGAAAACAAAACGAAUGCUGCCUCUAUAUAUCAUCAUAAGCAUUAAAAAUAUCCUCUGAAAAGCUUUAUACUUUGAGACUAAAUCUAGUCAGAUUCCAGUGCAGGAAAAUAGCAUAUGCCAUGCUGUGAUUGUGUGAACGAAGCAGUUCCUGUAUUAUAUGCAGAUGUUGGCAGACUUAAUUACAGAAGUGCUGCUGAUGUGAUUUAUUACAUGUGAUGAUUUUAUGACCCGUUCCAGCCUUUUGCACAUGAUCGUGUAAAUGAUGCAUCGUUGCACAGUGUUUAACUAGAACAAGAAUUCAGCAGAGCAGCUUCACCCCGUCUUUUCUCCAGAAGUAAUAGAAUGUGUGGCGUAUGCUGUGUCUUAUUAAAAAGUUGGUAAUGAACGAUACCAAAGCAUCUGUGCUGCUCUUCAUCUGGUGAUUACAGUGGGUUUAUAAAGUCAGUUUAGAGUCACAAAAUCUGUGUAGUAGCCUAUAAUGUCUUCAAACUUAAGCUUUGCAUGAAAAACAAUCUUCUUUAAAAAAUAAAUGACGCUUGGUUUGAUGAAGGUACCAAACAAAAACGCAUGCAAAACAUAUAAUACACUGAACAAAUCGAGAAAAUGCUCUUUUUAGCUGAUCUAAUGACAUUCAGACCUAUCUAAAUACUGCACAUUUCUCCCUCUCAUUGACCCUAACAGCUUUUGAUUAAAUAAAUAUGAUUUUUUGAUUUCAUUCAUCAUCAUCAUCAUCAUCAUCAUCAUCAUAUGCCAGUGUUUUGUUCCUCCCCUCCCACAUCUGAGGGAUGCAGCGCGUGCUCGUCAUGUUAGUCGGAGAAAUGGUCGCCUGACGAGCAUCACCGGAUCCUGAGCCGAGAAGAGCUCGAAUUAACAUGUAAAUGCAGCAGCGGCGUCAAGGGAAAACACCUCUCCAGAUGAGAUGCUCGUUUUGUUCGGGUGACAGCACACAUCUCUACUCGACCACCAUCCAUCGUCAUAAACAUGCAUAUGUGGAUAUCAUCUUUUGCCACGUUUUUCAGCCUAAUUCAGAUGUUCGACAUUUAUGGGGAUAUAUGCACAGGCCUGUGCGUCUGUGAGGAAAGAGACGGGAUUUUUACAGCCAGCUGCGAAAACAGAGGAAUUAACAGUCUGUCAGAGGUAACGCCUUUACACUUCACCGCAUAUCAUCUUCUGCUCACGGGGAAUCUGUUAAAGAAAGUCUCGCUCAACGAUUUUGUUCAUUAUGAAGGACUCACCAUCUUACAUCUGGGCAACAAUGACAUAUCAGAAAUCGAAGCUGGCGCUUUUAACGGACUCCAGGGAUUAAAGAGACUGCAUCUGAACAACAACAAAAUUGAAGCACUAAAGGACGAAACGUUCCUUGGACUUGAAAGCCUGGAGUACCUGCAGAUUGACUAUAAUUAUAUUAGCCACAUUGAACCAAAAGCCCUGAGCGUUUUACGUCACUUAGAGGUGCUCAUCCUCAAUGACAAUUUGCUCUCGUCUCUGCCAAACAACAUCUUUCAGUACGUUCCUUUAACUCAUCUUGACCUGAGAGGCAAUCAGCUCAAAGUGCUUCCCUAUAAUGGCCUUCUGGAGCACUUGAGUCACAUUGUGGAGCUACAGCUCGAAGAAAACCCGUGGAAUUGUUCCUGCGAGCUCAUUGCGCUAAAAACCUGGCUUGAAAGCAUAUCCUACACGGCUUUAGUUGGAGAUGUGGUGUGUGAAACGCCCUUCCGACUGCACGGCCGAGACCUCGACGAGAUCUCCAAGCAGGAACUGUGUCCCCGCAGAGCCAUCGCCGAAUACGAGAUGCGCGCAGAACCGGCUCACGGCAGCGAGAUCCUCUACAAAACGACGCCGGCGACCGUGACGGCGGGCUUCGCGUCCUCGACCAUCCUGCGCUCCACGAAGAGCAGCCGUUUGUCGGGAAAGCUGCGCGUCAAACCCACUCCUCGCUCGUCCUCCGGCAAGCCGCCGAAUUACGGCCCGAUGUUGGCCUACCAGACAAAAUCCCCGGUUCCUCUAGACUGUCCGAACGCUUGCACUUGCAAUCUCCAAAUCUCAGACCUCGGGUUGAACGUUAACUGCCAGGAGCGGAAAAUCGAGAGCAUCUCGGAUCUCGAUCCCAAGCCGUACAACCCCAAGAAGAUGUACCUGACCGGGAACUACAUCUCUGCGGUGUGCAGUUCAGACUUCGACGGUGCGACCGGACUGGAUUUGCUCCACCUGGGCAACAACCGCAUCACCAUCAUUCACGACAGGACCUUCGGCCAGCUAAUACAUCUGAGAAGGCUUUACCUGAACGGCAACUUGCUCGAGCGUCUCACCGAGGAUAUGUUCUACGGACUCCAAAGCUUGCAGUUUCUGUAUUUAGAGUACAACGUCAUCCGGGAGAUCGCAUCCGGCGCCUUUCAGCAGGUGCCCAAUCUUCAGCUGCUGUUCCUCAACAACAACCUCCUCAAGACUCUUCCGCCGGGCGUCUUUGACGGAUUAAACCUCGCUCGGUUGAAUCUGCGCAGCAACCACUUUCGAACUCUUCCGGUGGCCGGCGUGCUGGACGAACUUGCGGCACUGGUGCAGAUCGAUCUGUUCGAGAACCCCUGGGAUUGUUCGUGUCCCAUUUUGGAGUUGAAAAGCUGGUUGGAGCAGCUCGGCGCCGGCACUGUGGUGAACACCGUCGUUUGCGAGUCUCCGCCGAGACUCUCGGGAGAGGACGUGCGGUACAUUCGCUCUUCUCAUCUCUGCCCGGAAAGCUCAAAUGUUCAGUCUUCCGUCGUGCCGCCCUCGGAGGAAUCCUUUCCCGGAAGUACUAUCACCUUAGAAACGGCUUUGGAUUAUGACACGCAGUAUCCAGCGGUUCCCCUUUCCGUUCUAAUACUGGCCUUGCUGCUGCUUUUUAUAUUAUCCGUGUUCGUGGCGGCAGGGCUGUUUGCUGUCAUAAUGAAGCGGCGGAAAAAGUCUGAACGCUUGGCAUCGGUAAGCGCCAACGCAAUCUAUAACGACAGGGCGAAGUCUAGAUCGUCGGCGGGCCAUGUCUACGAGUACAUCCCACCCGCGGCGGAGAGCCUGGCAAAGAACAGCGAGGGAAGCGUGACUUACAGAGACUUCGAAGAGCUCAACAGAGUUCUGGCAUCCAACUCGGAUGAAGACGUUGGGAGCGUGGCGAUAAGCUCCGAGUUCAGCGCGGGAACUCCAGACGCCCUCAACAGACACUCUCCGCUCUUGGACGACAACUACUUUUACCGGGAUAUCUUGGCCAGGGACCAGCAGGCCUCUUACAGGGGUAAUUUGUCCUGUAAACAUGGCACACAUGCAGACUUUGAUGUGAGGCAUCAGUACUUGAAUCCGGAGAGGGUUCAGCAGAGUGUGGUGUACUGCUCGACGCCAGCCGCCGUCUACAUAGAGCCCAACAGGAGCGAAUACUGGGAGCUGAAAGCCAAGCUUCACUUUGAACCCGACUAUUUGGAGGUUCAUGAGAAAAGGACAACUUUCACCCAGUUCUGAAAUAUGCAUUUGUCUUCAUUUUCUUUUCUUAAAAAAAAAAAAAAAAAAAUUUAUCUGAGAGAUAAAAGGGUGAAUCUUAGAAACACCUCAAAAUUCAAAAGAAUUUUUUUAUGUAUGUUUUUAAUUAUCGUUUUAUAUUUAUAGUGAUUUUUAUUUUAUUUAUAUUUUAAUUAUAUUUUGCAUAAAGAAAAAGAAGCCUACUUUUUUGCAUUAUGACAUUAUUUGCUGGACAAUUAAGCACAUUUUCCCUCAAUUUCCAUUGUUAUAUUGCAAAAUAAAUAUAUUAAUGUGGAAACCAAUUGUAUUAUUUAAAUAGUAAAUUAGUUAUACAUCAUAUUUGAUGUACUGCUUUUAAUACAAAAAUGAGUAUUUUUAUAUAUAUAUAUAUAUAUAUAUAUAUAUAUAUAUAAUUGUGACAUUAUUUGCUGGACAAUUAAGCACAUUUUCCCUCAAUUUCUAUUGUUAUAUUGCAAAAAAACAAAAAUGUGAUUAAUGUGAUUAAUAUUAAUAUAUUAUUAAUUCUUUAUUAAUAUUAUAUAUUUAAUAUAAUAAAUAUAUAUUUAUAAUAUGUAUAAUUUAAAUGGUAAAUUAGUUAUACAUCAUAGUAGUAUUUAAUCCUCUGCUUUUAAUACACUA
Megalobrama amblycephala (Wuchang bream) is the source of this 4513-nucleotide messenger RNA. RefSeq names its product SLIT and NTRK-like family, member 5b (gene slitrk5b). Gene Ontology annotation, molecular function: protein binding. The record is from RefSeq and is a predicted model, not a curated record. Lineage: Eukaryota; Metazoa; Chordata; Actinopteri; Cypriniformes; Xenocyprididae. The transcript has 2 exons. Gene Ontology annotation, biological process: regulation of presynapse assembly; axonogenesis; positive regulation of synapse assembly. Gene Ontology annotation, cellular component: membrane. Bases 1373 to 3877 code for a protein of 834 amino acids.